AUGAUAGUUUUGGGAUUUGGUGUUCAGGAGGGAUCGUGUACGGUGUAUGAAGUGAGAAAUUCGACUUCCUUGUGGGACAUUGUUCAUGGAAAUAAGUUGGUACCUGGUGAUGAAGUGGUAUUGAGAGAGGGCAAUUAUACAUGCUAUUAUCAAAGUACUUGGUAUAGAAAUAUUGUAUUGAAAGGUCUUACUAAUGCUCCUAUUACUAUUAGAGCUGCCAGUGGAGAGAAGGUUUUGGUCGAAGGAGAUUUGAAUGCUAGUCAAAAUUUGUUGAAUUUUAAUGUAGAAAACUUUAUUCUGAAAGGUAUUGAAUUUAGAUAUGGUGAUAGAGGACUGAGAUUUUUUGGUGCUAGCAAUGUUCUAUUGGAAGAUUUACACAUUCAUGAUACCAGUGAUGUUGGUAUGGCAAUGAACGAUCGUGAUGUUACCUAUUCUAAUAAACUGGAUGAAAACAGACACGUUCAAAUCCACCACACUCAUGGUACUGGAGAGUGCUUCUACUUGGGCUGUAAUGAUGAUGCUUGUCGUUUGAUUAAUUCACUUAUUGAAUAUAAUUAUUGCCAUCAUACAUGUUGCGUUCAAGGUGAUGGUAUCGAAGUGAAGAGAGGUUCCUACAAUAAUGUUAUUCGCCACAAUGUCAUUCACGAUACUCACUAUCCUGGAAUUAUUGUGUACGGUGCCAACAAUGGUAUUCCAAAUAUUAUUGAUUCCAACAUUAUUUGGAACGCUGGUGAUAAUGGUAUUCAAAUUGCUGCUAAUACCAUUGCUCGUAACAAUAUUGUACUCAACUCAAAGAUGAAUGGUAUUAGUAUUCAACCUAAUCAAGGCAAUCCAACAGCUGUUAUUUUGGAACAUAACACUGUCAUUGGAGCUCUCAGUGGGUCGUGUCUCUCUACUUAUAGUACAUACAUUGGUUCAGAGUUUGUGAUUGCAAACAAUGCAUUCUAUUGUGAGAAUGCUAGUGCAAUUUCUGAAACCAAUGCAAACUCCAAAACUGUCUAUCUUUCUAAUGUUGUGAAAGGAAAAGUUACAAGCCAAUAUGCCAGCAAUAUUAUUUAUGGAACUGGGUUGAGGGAUUUUACCAGUACUGCUUCUCUUCCUUUCAACACUUAUCCUUCCCUUGGUUCGUCCUUACUUGGAGUUUCAACCUACAUGGCUAAUACAUCAACUCCUUUGGAUUUUGAUGGUCGUGACAGAAGUGCAGCCUCACGUAUUGAUGCAGGUGCUUAUCAACGGGUUGCUCAAAACUCACCAACAUGGAUUCCAGUAGCUGGUUUCAAAGAUGGUUGGAGCAGUCCUGCUCAAUCAACUUCUCCAAAGCGUGUAAAGCCUGUUCCUUCAGAUAAUGCACAUUACAAUAGAACAACUUUUAUCAUCACUCCACAAAAUGGUUCUUCAUUAUUUGACUUGAUGAGCACUUUACAACCUGGAGACACCUUAUUGGUACGAGCAGGCACUUAUCCUGUUAAAUUUGCCAAUGCUUGGUUUACCAAGAUUGUCCUCUCUGGAUCUCCAUCAAAUCCAAUUACUGUUUCUGCAUGGCCUGGUGAAAGAGUUGUUUUGUAUGGUGAUCCAUACGGAUCUCAAAACAUAAUCAACUUGGAAGUUAUGUACUUUGUCUUCAGAGGUUUUGAAAUGGUUUAUGGUUCCAGAGGAAUUAGACUUCAUGAAUCCUCUCAUUCAAUCUUUGAAGACUUGAACGUGCACCACACUUGGGCAAAUGCAAUCUCUGCAAAUGAUAAGGGUGUUCAUUAUCAAAAUAUUACAUUCAGAAAUAAUCGGGUUGCUCAUACUCAUGGUACUGGAGAAUGUUUUUAUUUGGGUUGCCAAGAUGCUGCUUGUAUCUUUUCAGAUUCUCUCAUUGAAGGAAAUCUAUGUGAAUACACGUGUUGUGAACAAGGUGAUGGUAUUGAACUAAAGCAUGGUUCUUACAAUAACAUAGUUAGAAAUAACGUUGUUCACGACACACCAUAUCCAGGUAUUACCACUUAUACUACUGGGGGCAAUGCUCCAAAUAUUAUUGAGGGAAAUUUCAUUUUUAAUACUGGUGAUAAUGGUAUUCAAUGUACAUCAGGUCAAAUUAUUCGAAACAAUAUCAUUGUCAAUGCAAGCAUCAAUGGUAUUGAUAUUCACGAUGAUGGAGCUGUUUCUGAUCUUACCAUCACUCAUAACACUGUAAUUAACGCCAAAAUUGCUUGUUUUUCUGCUGGUGGUUUACAAACAGCUUCAAACGUAAUUAUUGCAAACAAUGCUUUGUUUUGUGACAACUCUCAAUACGGAUAUUAUGAGAGAUAUUUAUCUGAUAAGAAGACUAGCACUUUUUAUUCGGCAAGAAACUAUUAUUCAGGAAAAACAAAUGGUGUUGGCAUUGAUUUGGUAAAGGUCAAUAACAGUUCUCAUGACAUACUGUUGGGUAUUGAUUUACUGAAUGCCUAUCCAACAUCGAUCAGUAACCUUAUUGGAGCGGGUAGCCUAAAGUAUUCAACACCUUUGGAUUUUAAUGGAAAUUCCAGAUCAUCAACUCCAGAUGUUGGCGCUUAUCAAUAUUCAACCCCUUCAAAUCCAGGUUGGGUUGCUAAAGGAUGGUUCAAGAAUGGAUAUAACUCAGUAUCCGUGUCAGGAAAUUGGGAAUAUCCAAAGAAUGUCCUUAUUCCUCAAGACGACGAUUCUUAUAUUGGAAUGGUUUAUCACAUCACAGAAGCCAAUUAUUCAUCUUCAAACUGCAAGUAUGAAAAUAUAUGGAAAACCAUGGCAUUGUUGAAACCUGGAGAUACUAUGAUUUUCCAUUCAGGAACAUUACUAACCCAAGUCUGUGGGCAUGGUUCUUUCUACAGAAGAUUAACGGUUAUUGGUAGCCCAAAUCGUCCAGUGGUAAUUAAGGUUGCGGAUGGAGAAAGUGUAACAAUUCAAGGCGACAUCGGUCAGUCACAAAAUAUCAUGGAUGUUGCUUUUUACAAUGUCCUUUUUAAAGGAUUCAAUAUGAAAUAUGGAUCCAGAGGUCUUAGAGUCUAUGAAGCCCAAAACACAACAUUUGAAGGAUUGGAAAUUUCUGAAACAGCAGAUGUUGCUUUCGCAGGAAACGAUCUAAGAGGAGAUUACAACAAUGUAACUAUCAGAAGAGUUAAAGUUCACCACACGCAUGGUACAGGGGAAUGUUUCUAUUUGGGUUGUAAUUUUGGUGAGUGCAUUUGGAGAAAUUCCAUCAUUGAGUACAACCAUUGUUCACACACUUGUUGUGAACAAGGUGAUGGUAUAGAAUUAAAGGCUGGUUCGUAUGGAAAUAUUAUUCGCCACAAUGUAAUUCAUGAUACUAUCUAUCCUGGAAUCACAUUGUACACUCCAAUGGAGGGCAAGCCACCAAAUGUUGUCUAUGGUAAUAUUGUGUGGAAUACUCAAGAUAAUGGAAUACAAGUAACAGGAAAUACAAUUCUCAUGAAUAAUAUUGUAAUGAAUGCCAAAUAUUAUGGAAUUUCAAUUCAAGAAAAUCAACAGAGGGUGAACGGACUUGGUAACAUUGAAAAUGUUGCAAUUCUCCACAAUACAGUUGUUGGGGUAAGCUCUAAAACCAGUGGAGCUUGUUUUGCCACUAGUGGAACAAAUUCUGGAAAAGGAAACAUUGUAAUUGCUGGAAAUGCCUUUUACUGUUCAGAUGCCAAGGCAACACGUGAAGUUAAUGUUCAUCCAAACACUAAGUAUGGUAUUAAUGUUGUUAGCGGAACCAGUACAAUGUCAGGUACCUUAAUUGGCGACUUGGUGUCAGACUUUUUGGAUGUUUCUUCAAUUCCUUACAAUUUGUAUCCAAGAAAGGGAGGGAAAUUAUAUGGCUCAUCAAAUCUCACAAUUUACGAUCUAGUUUCAAAAGAUUUCAAUGGUCUUGUUAGAUCUUCACAAAGAAUGGAUGUUGGUGCCCUUCAAUAUAUUGAAGGAAAAGAUAACAACCCAGGUUGGAUUCCAAAGGAUGAAUUCAAACCAUUUACUGAUCUUUCGCCUCUUGCAAUGCUGGAUUUUGAGGAUACUUCAUGUUGUUCUCUCUUUUUAAUAUUCGGAGGAAGAUCUUCCGAAAUCAGGGAAGGUACUUGCAUGGUAAAUGAUGAAAAACAAUUGUAUUUGAUAGAGAUGGUUGAUAAUGAAUUUUCCACAUGUUUGAGCUAUGUCUAUGAUGAAAAUGUGUUGAAUGAAAAACAAAUUCCACAGGCACGAUACGGCCAUUCUAGUGUCUUUGAUAAAGAUAGAAAGUUAAUGUAUGUCUUUGGUGGGAUGGCUGGAGGGAAGUGUCAUAAUGAUUUGGCAAUUUUUGAUGUAGUGACAAGUUUGUGGACAAUUGUUAAUUUUGCAAAUGUUGGAUGCUUGAUUCUUCCACAAGAAAGAUAUGGACAUAAUUGUGCCAUUUACAAAAAUUGGAUGUUUGUUUGUGGAGGAAGGGAUAGCUCAGGAAAUAUUUUAGGAGGAAUUCAAGCUAUGGAUUUGGAUCGUUGUUUAUGGAUGAAUAUUCAAGUGGAAUCAUUGAGUGGAAGAAGUUUCUUUACUAUGGACGUGAUUGAGAGAAGAGAUGAUAAAAUUGAGAUGAUCAUUGCUGGAGGAAUUAGAAAAGAUCUCAACGAAAAACCACUACAAAGACUUACCAUCACUGUUGGGAAUGAAAGAUCUAUACACUGCUCAGUUAAUCCAAUAGAAAAUCAAGAACUGACUUGGGAUAAGUACGGACAUUGCUCUGUAUUCAAAAAUCAAACCUUGCUAUUGGUAGGAGGUCAGAAUCAAGAUCACUCUCUAGAUUGUAAUAGCUUGGAAUUUAGUAUUGAGAGUGAAACCUUCUCCUCAUUCUCAUACUUUCUACAGCCAUCUACACAUUGCAGUUUGUCGUUCCUGAACAUUUCGCAAGAUCUUGAUGUCAAUCAGAAUGAUGGAUUCUAUUUUGCUUCAUUACUUUAUGACAGCACUUUGAAUUGCUAUGUUGUUGGGGGAAAUUCGAUAGCUACUUAUAGAACUACACCAUCAAUAGAUGUUUCAGAAAACGUUAUCAGUGAUACGUGGGUAAAGAUUGUCAGCUUUUUGAAUUACGAUGACUUGAAGAAAUUAUGUCUAGUUUCCAAACGAUUCUACACAAUAUUUACUGCAGAUAAACUCAUUCAAGACAAAAUUUCUUCAAUUAAUGAUAAUAACAAGUUGUCCAAUAAGGUGUGGCCUUUCAAAAGGAGAUCAUAUUACGAGAGGGAAAUCAACUUUACUCCACCAAAUAUCACAUGCCCAAUAAGGACUUUCAAAAUUUCAGUUGUAGGAGAACCAUUUAUGGUGAAAGCAUUUAUUUCCAAAAUUACAGGUAAAGAUGUGAACAAGAUAACUGAGGAGGAACCAAUUCACAUGGUGCAAUUUUAUUUCCAUCACAAUAUCUAUCACUUCUUGAUGGAUACUAGAACUAAUGACAUUCCAGAAGAUCAACAGCAAUCGUUCAGCCUCAAAUUAGUUUGCAUUCGAUUAGGAAGAGCUAAUCAAUCUAUCGCAAAUUCUCAUGAUGUUACCUGUCCUACUAUAGUUCUAGGUCUCGAAGAAGAGCUUUACAAGUUUUCAAUAUUUAAAAAGAGUUACAAUAGUCAAUACUUUCAACAUGUGCUACCAUUCGCAACUAGUAAGGAUUUGACUUUAAUAUUCAAACAAAUUACUUCAAUUGGAGCAUUUGAGAAGAUUUCAACAGAGACUGGUUUUGGAAUGUAUCAGUUAUUGGAAUUCUUUCUUGAUUGUAUCAAAAAUGAUCCAACACAAUCUUCAACCUCUGGUUGUGAACUUAAUUGA
Molecule: messenger RNA, 5787 nt
Organism: Naegleria gruberi
Lineage: Eukaryota; Heterolobosea; Eutetramitea; Acrasida; Naegleriidae
Exons: 8
Coding region: 1-5787 (1928 amino acids)
Molecular function (GO): protein binding
Source: RefSeq, a predicted model, not a curated record